Aspergillus bombycis is the source of this 855-nucleotide messenger RNA. It is a transcript of the gene rrg9, whose product is annotated as mitochondrial ribosome assembly protein RRG9. NCBI's taxonomy places the organism in Eukaryota, Fungi, Ascomycota, Eurotiomycetes, Eurotiales, Aspergillaceae. Bases 1 to 855 code for a protein of 284 amino acids. Gene Ontology annotation, cellular component: nucleus. The record is from RefSeq and is a predicted model, not a curated record. The transcript has a single exon.
AUGGCAGCCUUCUGUGCUAGCUCUGCUAGACUAGCUCUACCUACACUUCUCCGCAACGUUUAUCGCUCCGAAUUUGCCUCUGAGCUUCAUUCCUCCCGUCUCAUCUCUUUGCGCCGGGCGCCUCACUCCCAUCAGCGUUGUAACAAUGGCCGGGGUUUUGCUUCCCUCUCGAGGCUACUUGCCUCCCAACCAGGAUCGCAUGCGAAUUCACAACCGCCUUCGCAGCCGGCCAUUACAGAAUCAAGUUCAGAACAACUAGAUGCCGCUGAAGAUGGCUCUGUUAGUGGAGCUUCUGAAAAGGAUGCAGCAGUCCAUCGUGAUCGACGGGACCCAAACAAACCUGCAAGAAAGGCGAAGAAGACGAAGUUUUCCUCAUCACAAGCAGAACCCGAUGCAAACUCCAACAAAUCCUCUCGCGAUAAGAAACAUGAGCGCAGUGACCGAACCUUCCCGGAUUACAAACCCAAGAAGAAAAAGGAGAACUGGCAAAUUCAGAAAGAUGCCUUGAAGAAGAAAUUCAAGGACGGAUGGAACCCAUCAAAAAAGCUUUCGCCCGACGCUCUUGAGGGUAUUCGCCACUUACAUGCCGUUGCUCCGGACAAGUUUACGACUCCUGUUCUUGCCGAGCAAUUCCAGGUAUCUCCAGAAGCUAUUAGGCGUAUUCUGAAAAGCAAAUGGCGUCCUUCUGAAACGGAAAUGGAGGAUCGGCGCAAGCGAUGGGAAAAGCGACAUGAUCGAAUCUGGAGUCAUCUAUCGGAGCUGGGUCUCCGACCGAAAACAAAACGCACAGAGGCCUUAGAUGAUUCAAAUAUACUGUAUGGUAAGGGUGAAGAAGGCAACAAACCAUCGGAGUAA